This is a messenger RNA of Clupea harengus (Atlantic herring), 1997 nucleotides long. It is a transcript of the gene slc60a1a, whose product is annotated as solute carrier family 60 member 1a. The record is from RefSeq and is a predicted model, not a curated record. Lineage: Eukaryota; Metazoa; Chordata; Actinopteri; Clupeiformes; Clupeidae. Gene Ontology annotation, molecular function: D-glucose transmembrane transporter activity.
CAUCACCUAAACUGCCAAUAGUCGCGCAUCUCUACAGUAGCCUAUGGAAACUUCAGACGCUUAUCUCAAGAAGCCAAACUGGAUCGGUGUAACAGCGCAAAUAUUACCCAGACUCUAAAGUCUGAGACACCACCGCCACAAUAACCACGAUGAAAAUCGAAUGACUGGGGACACAAUUUUGAACUUUAAAACAAAGUUUUACAACAAUGAAGUUCGUGGACUCAAGGGUAUGGGGUCUAUUCAAAAGCAACUGGCAACAUACUCUAACUUACUGGAGUGUCUUCUUCAGUUUUGGGUUGUGCGUGGCAUUCCUAGGUCCGACCAUUCUGGACCUGCGCUGUCAAACGCAAUCAAGCCUGCAGGAGAUUACCUGGGUUUUCUUUUCCCAGCAGUUAUUUCUUUUUCUUGGCAGCUCCAUCGGUGGCCUCUUCAGUAAAUCACUAAAAUGCUCGUUGUCAGCAUUGGCCGUCUCCACCCUGGUCAUCUCGGUCGUCUUCGCCAUGAUUCCCCUCUGUCACAGGGUGAUGGCACUGGCCGUAGCCAUGGCAGUGGCUGGACUGGCCAUGGGUAUCAUCGACACAAUAGCCAACCUUCAGCUGGUUAAACUGUACCAGAAAGAUUCUACCAUAUUCCUUCAGGUACUUCACUUCUUUGUUGGGCUGGGGGCAUUGGUGAGCCCCCUGAUUGCUGACCCAUUCUUGUCAGAGACGCCCUGUGUGCUGGCCAAUCAGACCAACAGAUCCACCACAAUGCGCCACAUCAGGAACACGCUAGGCGGUCUCCCUACCCAUAACGUGUCCCACUACCCAUUCCACACUGAGGGGGAGGUGGUUACCAACAUCUCCUAUGCUUUCUGGAUAAUGGCACUGAUCAAUCUACCUGUUCCGAUGGGUGUGUUAAUACUCAUGUACAAAGAGAGGAUGCUGGGCUGUGGCAACGGUGCCAGGACCCGUCUGCUGGAGAAAGACAAGCUGGACAUGAGGGUCCGGGGGUCGACUGCCUCAACAGCCUCCGCAUCCCAAAGCAACAUGGAUUACCGGAGUCUGUUUAGCUGUUGUCGUUAUGGAGACCAAAGUGGACAGCCACUGGGAUUUGUUGGCAUCCAUGUCCUGGGAGGACUAGUGCUAUUCUUCUCUGAUGGCAUUGUGGGUGCCUAUGAGGGGUUUGUGUACUCGUACGCUGUGGCUGAGCCUCUGUCUAUGCCCCAUAAAACGGCCGGUUAUCUGACCAGUGUCUUCUGGGCAGCCAUCACAGUGGGCCGACUGGCAUCCAUACCAAUGACCUACUACUUCAAACCCAGCCGCCAACUCACUGUCAACCAGGUGGGAGUGAUAUUCACCUUGUUGAUGCUACUCAUGCUGUACUCCAGUGCUGCAUUCCUGUUUGUGGGGACUCUGGCUCUGGGACUCUGUAUCAGCAGUGUCUAUCCUUGCAUGCUGGCCUACACUGAGGACAUGCUGAACUACAAAGGUUGUGCCACCACCGUACUUGUGACCAGUGCCAGCAUGGGUGAGAUGCUUCUCCAGUUGCUUGUGGGAUCUGUCAUGCACAGUAAGGGCAGCUACAGCUUCAUGGUGUGUGGAGUCAUCUUCAGCUUCCUGGGCCUCUGCUCCUUCCUCGCUUUCCUGUUCUGCUGGCGGGUUUACAGGUCCCAGUCGUCAGGUGACGCUGAGAAGAACACAAUGGCAGAGAAGGCCGACGUUGGCUGAGGUGGAGGUGUGGCACAGUGGUAUGGUACAAGGAGAGGCAAGGGAGGGAUGGUGAAAAGAAGAGAACAAGAGAGAAACGGCAAGCUGCUGGCGGCGGGGCUCGUCCUUCAAUUCGCUGUGAAAUCAAAAUUGCACUCAAUCAACGAUAAAAGAUGUAAAUAAUUACCAAAUCUUUUUUUUUUCCUCCACCACCUAGUGAAAGGAGUGAACUGAAACUGUAAAUUGUUUUACAUAUGAUGUCACGAAUGAAUCCAUUUAUUUUUGUACAAAUAACAAAAAUACAACUCA